GUACAGUAUUCGCUCUUAAUCCCAGGUCUGCGAAAAGCGCAAGCCUAAUCGAAGGCGCUAAUCAAUCUCGCAGCAAAUUAGCAUCAAGUCCAGCGAUAGUCAUCUAGGCCCCCAUUCAAGAUCAAAAACGCGGUCGGUUUAAGUUACAGGUAGUGUGCAAAAGAGUACGACUGGGCAGCGGGGGCAUAGAGUGCUACAUAAUACUGGACGCACAACUUUUGUUGCGCACUAUAUAGGGGUGUGCACUCAGUCGUUUUGGUGCAGAACUGAGAGGGUUAUCAAAGUUCAAUUGUGGCUUCUCAAGAUUCCAAAGUGUUGUGAAACGCCCUCUCUGAUUUCUGCUGGUGGAAACCUCGGUAACAUCAUAAACAUGGAGUCCGCUAUCCACAACGGGAGCGACAAGGACGCCCAGGAACCGCCAACAAUCGUUCGGCCAUAUUCUGUGGCGUCUGAGGAGAUGGAGACCUCGGCCGCGUCAAUCCCGCCGGUGGAAAGCACUGCACCUCUCGAGACUGUUCCGCGAACCGCCGUGGACAAGAUUGCGAGGGUCCUCGAACAGGGUGCACCGCGAAAUCCAUCCCCUGUACCUCUGUCACAAGCGCCGGAAACCGCAGCCGAUGCCUCCGUCAAAAGCGAGUUCCUCAAACGACAGCAUGUACCAAAAGUCAACUCGUUCCGGAAUGUCACCCGGGCCGCUGUCGUGGCCAAUGUGAUCGGGAAGAGCGACACAUCAACGGCUGCAGCAAAGAAAGGCGGGACAGGCCUUACGGCACAACAGGCCAUGACCCGACUGACAGGUGUGAUCUUCGACAACGAAGGAGAGAUCCCGGCAGUUCUACGGGGCUUGGCGAUCAAGACGGUGGAGUCCAUGGACAAAGCGCGAGAUCAGGUCGAUACCUACAAACCGAUCGUGGAGCACCUCAUUUACUGGGAGAACCUUAAGAUCGCUCUGUACUUCAACACGGCCAUCGUCUCGACGUUCCUGCUUACGAAACUGGGCUUCGGCUUCGGAACCGUUAUCAUCAUUCUCAUUUUCGUGAUUGCUGCAUUCCGCCGGAAUCAAGCGAGGCUGCGACGGAAGAUUCGAAACGAGCUCAACAAGCAUUUCAGCGUUAAGAAAGUGGAUACGGAUAGUGAGACGGUUGAAUGGAUGAACCUGUUCCUGUCGCGCUUUUGGUUGAUCUUCGAGCCCAGUCUUGCUGAAGGCGUGCAAACCAAUGUCAACGCAGUGCUGGAAGCCAACAAGCCAGGGUUUCUGGAUGAUCUCCGGCUGACCACGUUCACCCUAGGAUCGCAGGCGCCUCGCGUUGAGAGCAUCCGAUGUUACCCAUCCACCAGUGAUGACAUCUUGAUGAUGGACUGGGACCUGAGUUUCAGUCCUGUGGACGAAGACUCCGUGUCGAAAAAGGCUCGGCAAACCUCAGAACUUCGUAACUCCAAAAUUGAGCUUACGGCCAGGGUCGGAAAAGGCGUCGCUUCCAUCCCCCUUCCGGUGUUGGUCAGCGAAUGCGAGUUUCGUGGGAAGGCAAGAAUUCAAUUGAAGUUCAUGACUUCCUUUCCGCACAUCAAAACUGUCGAGUUUUGUUUGUUGGAGAAACCUAUGAUCGACUUCAUCGUCAGGCCUCUCAAAGGAAUGGAUCUCAUGGACACCCCCGGGCUGAGCAACUUCAUCUUCGACACCAUCUACUUCUAUACCAAUCAAAUCCUGGUGGACCCCAACAAGAUCACCAUUGAUCUCGAGCAGUUGUUGGGCUCAUCUACAGAAGCAGACAAACCCGUAGGUGUGCUUCGCAUUGCCUUAUACGAAGGGAAGGGACUGCGGAACGUGGAACUUGCCGGCAAAAGUGAUCCUUACGCGAGGGUCAUGAUUGGUGGAAAACCAGUCGCCAGGACCAAGACGAUCGAUAACUCCCUAGACCCCGUGUGGGAUGAGACCCAUCACAUUGUCAUCUCCAAGUCGACUUUGGCACAGGUUGGGAGCAACUCUGACGAACUCCUCGUGGAAUGUUUCGAUUUCAACGGGAUCUCCAAAGACAAAUCGCUCGGUAAAACAGCACCGCUGCGUCUGGCUCGGUGGAUCAAACUCCUCGAGGAUGCCACUUACAAGGAAGAAGUCGAUGAGUCGCCUCUAUUGGAAGGCGAGCGCGACAUGUUGCUUCACGAAUGGGGUUCCCCUAUCGGGGACGUUGGCACAGACGUUUGGAAGAAGCUGGCCACAGACAACGGCGCCAAAGGAGAUAUCCGCCUGCAAUUGAACUACUUCCCGGUGCAUGAUCUCGGCCCGGAAAUCACCGUCGUCGAGGUUCCGGCAGGUAUCCUCGAAAUCGCGAUACACCAAGGUCGUGAGUUGGCUUGUUCCAAAAACGGCCACCCGGAGUGCUCCAUCGAACAGGACGGUAUGGAGAUUUUCCGUACCCCGUCCAAGAAGAAGACAAACAACCCUAUAUGGGAAACCAGAAACACAAUCUUCGUCACCGAUCUUGACUCCGUGAAACUCAAAUUCCGUGUGUGGAAUGAUGGAAAGACGCUAGGUGCCUGUGAGAUAAGUCCGAGGCAGUUCAUUGGCAAAGAGGCCACGGACGAUUGGUUCGGCUUAUUCGGCAAAGACGCCAGUGGACGACUUCGCGUCACCUUCAAAUUCACGCCAGUGGAUCUCGAAGGCACUGGGGUUGAUCGCAACAAGGUUCAGCGCCGCCAACCCACUGCGUUGUUGCGAUUGCAUGUUAUUGAGGCGAAGGGACUGGCAAACGUCGAGAUCAUGGGCAAAUCCGAUCCGUACACAAAGCUGAAUUUGGCAGGUCGAGCCUUCGGAGCCACGCAUGUAAAGAACAGUGUGCUGGAUCCGAAAUGGGACGAAAUCUUCUAUGCAGUUUGCUAUAGCAACCAGGAAAUGUUGAACCUCUCUGUUUGGGAUUGGAACGACUUCAAGAAGGAUCGGACGUUGGGGAAGACCGAAUUCAUGGUGGGCGACCUGAUCAAGAAUGAGUCCACACCAGAAGCUGGGGUCGAUUCCGAGUUGCCUGGUAUCAGAACGCCACCCAAUGUCGGAAUGACCGAAGAGGCGUGGGCGAAAUUGGAGAAGGAUGGUUUGAAGGUCGUUCGCACCGGGAUGACUGCCGACGUUUGGGCGCCACUCUACAUCCAAAAAUCGGCUGCUGACGACUACGCAAGUCAACAACCCAGCAAAGCUAACAGUCCAGAGGGCUCCGUCGAACAGCUGAACGCGGACGCAGCCCCUGCGUCAAAGAAGGGCUUCCCUAAAGUGAUGUCGAUAGAAGGCCUCGCGAACGUCGGGCGCAGCUCAGGAACCGUCAAGGAACCGCGUCAGAAAGGGUUCAUCCAUUUCGUCGUCGAUUACUUCCCAGUAGUCGGUGACAAGAUCAUUCAUGCAGAGCGCGAAAUGGUACUGAGGAAACAACCUGAGCCUUACAAGCCACCAAUCACCGAAGAUGGUGAACCGCUUGACGACGCAAUAUUGCGCGCACACGAGAAACAGGCUGCGUUAGACCUAGAAAAGUGGCAUGAGGACGCUGUUGCGCACCAAACGCAUCACGCAGCUCGUGUUGAGUUCGUCUCUUCAACUCUCAAGGAGCUUCCGUCCGGAAUCAUUUCGGUUCGCUUGCAAGAUGCGCAGGAUCUCAGAGUUCCGGUCAAUGGAUACGUGGAGCUCCUGCUGGAUGACGAGCCGGUCUGGCAGUCAAAGACGAAGAAGCACACGGCACGCCCGUCAUGGAGCGAGUCGAUUGACAAGUACAUCUCGAAUCUGGCGAAGAGCAAUCUGAGUUUGGCGUUGCGGAACCAGCUGGAUAGUAAAGAGAGAUCUGUUGGCGACCCUGUAGUUGGGGUAUGGACGGGCGAUUUUACGGAGUUACUGGGUAGAGCCAGUCACUGGAUUGCUUUGCAUGACCCACAGGGCCUUCCCGCAGGCAGGCUGCGAUUAAGCAUCGGUUUUGCGCCCGUGGCGGUUGAGGGAGACGGCUCGGAAGCUGCUGGCGGAAUGGGCAUGCUUCACAUCGAUGUUUUGGAAGCUAAGGACGUCGAAGGUGUUGACACGUCCGGCGCCAGCGACCCGUACUGUCAAGUCUACGUGAACGAGAACAAGGUCCACAAGACGAAAGUUGUCAAGAAGUCUCUGCAUCCCGUUUGGAACGAGACCGUUUCUGUACCCAUCACAUCCCGCUUGCGCUCGACACUCGAAGUCCGCGUGAAAGACUGGAACAAUUUCGCAAAAGAUAUCACCUUGGGCUCUGUCCGCGUCCAACUAGCGAAACUACCGCCCAACGAAGUAAUCACCAAGGAAUACCCAUUGGAAGGCGCCCGGAGCGGGCACCUGAAGCUCCGCAUGUUCUUCGAUCCUCAAGCCCUCGAGAAAGGGAAGGACUCCCACAAUGGCACCGCAACAUCGCUUCUACGGGGCGGUGAUACUCAUGACGCCAGUUCCCGCCUGACUGCAGAAGAAGGUAGCGCGGUGAAGAAGACUAGCAAAGCGCUGUUUGGGAAACUGGCAGGGACAACGAUUGGCAUCGGAAAGACUUUGGACAAUAGCGUCGGCAGGGUUGCCACCAGGUCUGACAAGCAUACGAAGGGCGCGCCGUCCAUGAAUGUCGAAGAGAUUGCAAAAUUGCACGGUAUUGUCGGCGCGCCAACCGUAGUGGAGAACGAGGCAGCUGACCCGGCUUUGGAAGGUGCAGGAGGAGCAAGUAUUUCUCCCGGAGGCUUGUCCCGCACACCGUCCCUUCUAUUCUCGAACCUGGAGGGCUCCAUGACACUUACAAUUUUGGAGGCGUCAGGCCUGAAAGCCGUGGAUUCUGGAGGCACAUCUGAUCCGUUCGUGAAGAUCAUGCAGAUGCACCGUGGCAAACUGAAGACGAUUCACAAGACUUCGGUGGUCAAGAAGACGUGCGAUCCGAAGUUCAAAGAUGAGAGGGUUACCAUUGUCGUGCCGCCAACGCAAAUCCGCCUGGUCGUGAAAGACCACAACACCCUGCAAAAAGAUGUCGCGUUGGGCGAGGCUGACAUUGAACUUGCCGAGUGGUUUGGCAACCCUCAGGCGCCGACCACCAUCGAAAAGUGGGUGCCUCUCGCUGUCGGGGGGACCGGCCAGGUCCUCAUCCGCGCGGAGUUUGCCGCCGGUGUUGGAACGUCCAUCAAGUCCGGACAUGUCAGUCGCGGCAGCAUAUCCUCUGUUGCGUCGAUUGGAAGAGAUGCCCCUGGUCUAGGUACCGCCGGCGGAUUGAAUUCGAGUAGAGGCGGAAGUCCCAUCGGAAGCCCGCCCACCCUCCGGAGAAGCAUCAGUUUCUCAAGCCUGGGAUUGAAGCCGAGGAAGAAGGCGGGUGAGGGGAGCACCUUUAGCGGGCUUGGGAGGCAGGCUUCAUAAGCAAAGUUUGCUAACCGAUGGUGAUAAAUUCACGGGAGGGUGGCUUAGAGUAAGAUAUAGUUAGGUUCGCAAGCAAAUGCAGAAAGAAUUAGGCGCUAUCGAAUUACUACUAGCAAUCAGCUACAAAUAUUAAAUCGA
This is a messenger RNA of Fimicolochytrium jonesii, 5515 nucleotides long. RefSeq lists its product as uncharacterized. The coding region runs from base 371 to 5377 and encodes 1668 amino acids. The transcript has 7 exons. Lineage: Eukaryota; Fungi; Chytridiomycota; Chytridiomycetes; Spizellomycetales; Powellomycetaceae. The record is from RefSeq and is a predicted model, not a curated record. Gene Ontology annotation, molecular function: lipid binding.